Messenger RNA from Danio rerio (zebrafish), 1642 nucleotides. Lineage: Eukaryota; Metazoa; Chordata; Actinopteri; Cypriniformes; Danionidae. The record is from RefSeq and is a predicted model, not a curated record.
CACCAUGCCACUCGGGAUCCUGUCAUACAUCAUGCUCUGGUAUACCCCACAGGACACCAUGUCCCCUGCCUUCAGUUUCAGCUGGUACUUCAUAUGGUGUUGUUUGUUUGACACCUUUAUGAGUUGCUACCAUGUGCCAUAUUCCUCCCUAAACAUGUUUCUUGGGGGAAAUCAGAAGGAUCGAGACUCAGCUACUGGAUACAGAAUGGGCAUGGAAGUGUUCGCCACACUGGCAGGAGCCACCAUUCAGGGGCAGAUAGUCGGGGUUCACCAUGCCAAGAGAACACACGAUUGCAGUUUACAGAACAGCACGCAAGAGCUUUCCGGAAACUACACUGGCCCACUGGAUGGCAUUUCUGACACUUUACAAAAUACAAGAAGAGCCUAUUUGACUGGCGCACUUGUGUUAGGAAUGCUGUACUUUCUGUGCUGCCUCAUACUUUUUCUUGGAGUGAAGGAACAGUUGGCGCCUCUGAGUAACCUGGACCGCAUAAAUGUCCCCUAUCUAACCGGAAUGAAGAUGGUUGUGGGACACACUCCAUAUGUGCGGCUUGUGUUUGGCUUCCUCUUUUCUUCGCUAGCCUUUCAGAUGGCUCAGGGGAAUUUUGCCCUCUUCUGUACUCAUGCAGCAAAUAUGGGAGGAUAUUUCCAGCAUCUUGUUCUUAUAUUACUGACAUCAGCGACAAUAUCCAUCCCAAUGUGGCAGACAAUUUUAGUCAAAAUAGGAAAGAAGACCACCAUAUUCAUCGGCCUUUCAGUUUAUAUCCCAGCUCUAACUGUAAUAUCUCUAGUGAACAGUAAUUUACCCGUCUUCAUUAUUAUGUCGGUGAUAUCUGGCACAAGUCUGGCAGCCCUCUAUCUACUCCCUUGGUCGAUGCUGCCAGAUGUAGUGGAUGACUUUAAAGUCAAGAACCCGUUGUGCCAGGAUCUAGAGCCACUGUUCUACUCCUGCUAUGUGUUCUUUAACAAAUUUGGAGGAGGAUUGUCUGUUGGAGUGUCUACCUUGGUACUACACUUUGUAGGAUACAAGCCUGGAGCUUGUAAACACAAUGAAAAGGUCAUUUACGCACUCCGGAUUCUCUUUGCCCCUGUGCCCAUCUGCCUGAUUCUCAUUGGCAUGGUGCUUUUUUACUUCUAUCCCAUCAAUGAAGAGCGACGGCGGAAAAUCCAGGAAGCUUUAAGCAAAGCAGGGACAGAGAACGGCUUGAAAGGAGAAGAAGAAAUAAUUCUAUGAAGAAAUCAGUGACUGUCUCUACUUUUGUAACUUUGUAGCAGCUAUUGAUCAUGAACUUGCUUUGCUUCAUCUCAGUGUAAAGGUUUUGGGAUUUUUUUAAAGUCCUGCUCAAGGGGACCCCGACUCUUUUUAAGAGUCUCACUAAUCUCAGACUCAUUCCCGGGCAUGGAGAUCUCUUCUAAUGAGCUGACGAGAUGAAUAAAAAGACAUUCAAGCCAUACAGUGCUGCAAGGCACUCAGGACAAUUUAAAAACAUUAGUGUGCUUAAAGGUGCAGUGUGUAUUUCUUCACCAUAUCAGACAAAUAGAUUGAUGUGAGUGUAAACAGCACUUAUAUUUAACAGUUGACAGUUUAAUGACACAAUGAUUACUAGAUUACAUUUACAUUUUACAUUUACAUUUAGUCAUU